Kogia breviceps (pygmy sperm whale) is the source of this 4624-nucleotide messenger RNA. RefSeq names its product DNA polymerase kappa (gene POLK). Gene Ontology annotation, cellular component: nucleus. Gene Ontology annotation, molecular function: DNA-directed DNA polymerase activity; damaged DNA binding. Lineage: Eukaryota; Metazoa; Chordata; Mammalia; Artiodactyla; Physeteridae. Gene Ontology annotation, biological process: error-prone translesion synthesis. The record is from RefSeq and is a predicted model, not a curated record.
GAUGGAAGGGUAGAAGGAAGGAAGGAAGAAAGAAAACAGCUGUUUUAAAGCACUGCUACUCAAAAGGUGGUCUGUAGACUGGUGGUGUUCCAUGCUGAGAUAAUUACAAAAUUUGAUAGUAAGCUGUAAAUAUAUAUAUAUUUUAAAAAGCUAUAUAUGUUAACUAUCUCACUGUUUCUAUGCAUCAAGAAUCCUGGUGGGGCUUAACUGAGUGCCUUUGGCUCAUAACGUUGCAGUCAAGCUCUUGUGCAGGGCUGCAGUCUUAUCUGAAGACUUGACAGGAGAAGGAUCUACUUCUAAGCUCACACACAUGGAGCUCCUCACAGGGCUGCUUCACAUGGCACCUGGCUUCCCCAGAGAUCAUGUCAGUGAUAUAGCCUUAAAAGCCAUGAAGAAUAUUCCCUUUUGGUUCACUGAGUUCCACAGGAUCCAAAGGUUUACACCAUGGAUAACACAGAGGAGAAGAAUGACAGCACAAAGGAGAAGAAUGACAAUUACAAAGAUGACCUUCUGCUAAGGGUGGGACUUAAUGAUAAUAAAGCUGGAAUGGAAGGAUUAGAUAAAGAGAAAAUUAACAAAAUUAUAAUGGAAGCCACAAAGGGGUCCAGAUUUUAUGGAAACGAGCUCAAGAAAGAAAAGCAAGUCAACCAACGAAUUGAAAAUAUGAUGCAACAAAAAGCUCAAAUUACCAGCCAGCAGCUAAGGAAAGCACAAUUACAGGUUGACAGAUUUGCAAUGGAAUUGGAACACAGCCGGGAUCUGAACAAUACCAUAGUACACAUUGACAUGGAUGCUUUCUAUGCAGCUGUAGAAAUGAGGGACAAUCCAGAACUGAAGGAUAAACCCAUUGCUGUAGGAUCAGUGAGUAUGUUGUCUACUUCGAAUUACCAUGCAAGGAGAUUUGGUGUUCGUGCAGCCAUGCCAGGAUUCAUUGCAAAAAGACUCUGCCCACAACUUAUUAUAGUGCCCCCAAACUUUGACAAAUACCGAGCUGUGAGUAGAGAGGUUAAAGAAAUACUUGCUGAUUAUGAUCCCAAUUUUAUGGCCAUGAGUCUUGAUGAAGCUUACGUGAAUAUAACAAAGCAUUUAGAGGAAAGACAAAAUUGGCCUGAGGACAAAAGGAAGUAUUUCAUCAAAACAGGGAACUCUCUAGAAAAUGAUAAACCAGGAAAGAAAGUUAAUAAACUGCAUGAGCAGGAACGAUCCAUCUCUCCUCUACUUUUUGAAGAUAGUCCUCCUGAUUUGCAGUCCCCAGGAAAUCCUUUCCAAGUGAACUUUGAAGAACUGAAUAAUCUUCAAAUACUCCAAAACUCAAUUGUUUUUGGAACAUCAGCUGAGGAAGUGGUAAAGGAAAUUCGUUUCAGAAUCGAGCAAAAAACUACACUGACAGCCAGUGCAGGCAUUGCACCAAAUACAAUGUUAGCGAAAGUAUGCAGUGAUAAGAAUAAACCAAAUGGACAAUACCAAAUUCUUCCUAAUAGACAAGCUGUGAUGGACUUCAUCAAGGACUUACCCAUUAGAAAGGUUUCUGGAAUAGGAAAAGUUACAGAGAAAAUGUUGAAGGCCCUUGGAAUCAUUACUUGUACAGAACUCUACCAACAGAGGGCAUUACUUUCUCUCCUUUUCUCUGAAACAUCUUGGCAUUAUUUCCUUCAUAUUUCCCUGGGUCUAGGUUCAACACACCUGGCAAGGGAUGGAGAGAGGAAAAGCAUGAGUGUUGAGAGAACAUUCAGUGAGAUAAGUAAAGCAGAAGAACAGUAUAGCUUGUGCCAAGAACUUUGCAGUGAACUUGCUCAAGAUCUGCAGAAAGAAGGACUUAAGGGUAGAACUGUUACCAUUAAGCUAAAGAAUGUGAAUUUUGAAGUAAAAACUCGUGCAUCUACAGUUUCAUCUGUUGUUUCUACUGCAGAAGAAAUAUUUGCUAUUGCUAAAGAAUUGCUAAGAACAGAAAUUGAUGCUGAUUUUCCACAUCCCUUGAGAUUAAGACUUAUGGGGGUGCGGCUAUCUAGUUUUCCCAAUGAAGAGGAGAAGAAACACCAACAAAGGAGCAUUAUUGGCUUCUUACAGCCUGGAAACCAAGCUCUGUCAGCCACCAGGUGUAUCCUAGAGAAAACUGACAAAGAUCAGUUUCUAAAACCUCUAGAAAUGUCUCAUAAGAAGAGUUUCUUUGAUAAAAAACGAUCUGAAAGGAAUUGGAGCUACCAGGACACAUUUAAAUGUGAAACUGUAGAUAAACAAAGUUUACAGACAUCACAAUCCUUCCAAGUUUUAAAGAAGAGGAUGAAUGAGAAUUUAGAAACAUUGGAGAAUUCAGAUAACUGUCAGGUAUUUACCUGUCCUGUUUGCUUCAGGGAGCAAGGAAGCAUCAGUCUGGAAGCCUUUAAUAAACACGUAGAUGCAUGUCUUGAUGGACCUUCCAUCAGUGGAAACUCUAAAAUGUCUUCACGUUCACAUGCUUCAUCUACAGAAGUGAAUGAGAAAGAAAAUGUACAUGAUUCUGUUUCUGUCUGUGAGAAGCAGGAUUAUGAAACUCAUCAGAAGAAUACAGAGAUCAUAUCAGUAGAUUCUGUAGAGUUGGCAGAGACUACUGGUAAUCCAUCUAAUACAGAAGGUGUAGAUGCUCUAAGUAAUAAGCACAGCGAAGAGGAAUGUUCUAGUCUUCCAAGCAAAUCGUUUAAUAUGGAGCACUGUCCUCAGAAUUGUUGCGCUGUUUCACUGGAAAAUGAAGGUGUUGCAUCAUUAAGAAGGAAAGAGCCCCUACAACCUUAUUUAUAUGAAGUGAUCAGUGACCAAGUCCUCAUUUGUCCUGUUUGUAACCUAGAACAAAAGACUUCAGAUCUUACCCUAUUCAAUGUGCAUGUAGAUGUUUGCUUAAAUAAAGGCAUUAUCCAGGAACUGAGAAAGGAUAAGUUUAAUCCAGUUAACCAACCCAAAGAAAGCACCGCAAAUACUGAUAACUCAGGCAAAGUACAGAAGAUUGGAACAAAAGCAAACAGGCCAGGACUGAUGACAAAGUACUCAGCAUCAAAGAAAACAAAACCAAACAGUCCCAGACACACCCUUGAUGUAUUUUUUAAAUGAACGUUGAACAUUUUUUCAUUAAUUUUUGAUUGAAACUUGUUAUUUUACAAUCAAUGAAUGUAUUCUUCCCCAUUCCAGGCCUACAGAUUCAUUGAGUGAAAGGCAAGUGCAAUAAGCCCUCCCCAAAUGACAUUUCCUUUAUAUGAAUUUGGAAUAUAUACUAAUUUACUUCUGUAUAUUUUUUUGAUAACAAUGAGAAUUUCACUUCCAUUAUACUUCAGUUGGAAAUCAGUCCUGUUAGAGAUAAUUUUAAAAUGAGAAGUUAGGAAUGGGAUCAGGAAGUGAUUUCUUUCUUUAUUAUGUUUUAUAAUGAAUAUAAAAACUUAACAUUUAUAAGAGUUCUCAGAAGUUCAGAUAAACCUAUCUGAAUUUUUCAGCACUUAACCACUUUGUUGGCACUGGACUGCUAUGUUUGAUCUUAGUAUCUUCUACAACUUUGUAUAAUUAUAUUUUAACUCCUAGUAUCUUCAGAUACCUCAUGAACAUUCAUAAUUAGUACUUAUCUUGAGUUCUAUGAAGAGUAUUAGCUUAGCAGAACUAGCAUGAGUGGUUUUGUUACCUUCAGGAAAAUAAUGUCAGAGUAUUAUUUGCUAUGUCAAAAGAAUUUUUGUUUAAAAUAUGAUUAUUCAUUUGAUUUUUUUAAUUUAAAAUUUCUUUAAUGAAUAAGCACUUGGUUCACUUUAAAAAAUAUUUAGUCUAAGAUUCAAGGUAAUUAUUUUAUCUAGGACUUUUAAAUAGCAAUAUUUCAUUCCUUGGCAGUUAUAUUUGCACUUCACAAAAAUCUGUAAAAAAGGAUAAAUUGUACACUCACUUCAUUUUUAUUAUGACCUUCUAGAGAAGAAUGUGCAAUUCAAAAGAUUAAUGUGUGUUAAAACACCUCAUUUAUCUUAGUUAUAUUUCUAUCAUGUUUUCAUUAAUAUUUGCAAAAGAAGACAGCUUAACAGUAGUUAGCUUAAGUAGUUGCUCUAAAUAUUUUUGUGCUAUCAAUAGAGGAGUUUUUAUCAAAAAAACAAUUAUUUAAUUGAAACAUGAAGAUGGAACCCAUUUUCUAUUACUGCUUUAAGGAACUGAAUCUUUUGUUCUCAUAUUUUUCUCUUUUCAUAUUUUAUAGCUCAUUACCUAAAUGUAUAAAGACAGUGUUUUAGGAAUAGCGUAAAUUAGGAUCUCGCACAACCUUUGGCCAAAGUGGUAAUUUCACUUUAAAUUACUAGAUGGUUUAAAAUUAGGCUUAAUGUUUAUUAACGUACCAAUUUCAUGCCUAAUAUUAUUAUAUGCUAUGGUGAAUACCUAGUUGUAGAGCUACGCUUCUUGAUUGUGUGAUUUACUUACAUUAAUUCUCUACAAAAUUAAGUUCAAUGAAGCACUGAUUUAAUGUAUUGAAAAGUAGAUAGCACCAUAUUUGUUCUUUUCUGUUCCAUCUUGUUUCAAGUUCAUUUUUAUUGUGUUUUCAACAUUAGAGUGAAUACUAAAUUAUUUUCACUUAGAUGAUUCAUUUAAUUGAAUGUUAUUAUUUAGUAAUAUUUAAUAAAAAUUUAAAAUGAAA